AUGAACCCCAACUACAGAUAUCCUGACUCUGAUCCUCGUCUUCGUGGUGCUACACCUCAAAUGUCAACCACACAACGACACUCUCGUCUCCCACCAGCUCAGUACACACUCCUCUCUUCAAUCUGUAUGGAUGGUGGUGCGGGUGCAGGAGGAGGCGGAGGCUGGCGAAGGAGACGUCGUCGCCCCGGCAGAGAAGACGAAGAAGUCGACGAAGAGGUUGAUGAGGAGAUUGACGAGGAAGGCGGGGCAGGGGGUGCUGCGAACGGUGGAGGGGGAGGCGGCGGACGUAAGAGAACACGCAAGACUAUAAGAAAGAUAGCGCGAAGAACAAAGAGAUCUAAUGAUGAAAAGGACGACGAUGCCGGUGGAGGAGCUAAUGGCGGCGGAGGCGGAGGGAGGUCAAUCGAAGUGGAGGGAGUAUAG
Messenger RNA from Pochonia chlamydosporia 170, 423 nucleotides. RefSeq lists its product as hypothetical. Lineage: Eukaryota; Fungi; Ascomycota; Sordariomycetes; Hypocreales; Clavicipitaceae. The record is from RefSeq and is a predicted model, not a curated record. Bases 1 to 423 code for a protein of 140 amino acids. The transcript has a single exon.